This is a messenger RNA of Durio zibethinus, 1476 nucleotides long. Its product is annotated as RNI-like superfamily protein. NCBI's taxonomy places the organism in Eukaryota, Viridiplantae, Streptophyta, Magnoliopsida, Malvales, Malvaceae. Gene Ontology annotation, biological process: SCF-dependent proteasomal ubiquitin-dependent protein catabolic process. Gene Ontology annotation, cellular component: SCF ubiquitin ligase complex. The record is from RefSeq and is a predicted model, not a curated record.
UAUCGUUUCAUUGUCUCAAAAACGAGCGAAAAUCGUCAAAAUCGUCUCAUUCUGUCUAAAAUUUAACGAUCAAAAGAAGAAAAUUUUUUAUGGAGAAAGCAAAAUCUGCCCCACAAGCCGUGGAAAUCUCGUUGAAGAAGCUCGAUUUGAACUUCGAUCGAAACUCCAAAUCGUCUAAUUUGAUCCCCUCUCUUCACUCUUCCAGAUUACGCGUUGAGAAGACGAAACCUCCUAGUUUAGUGAGCUUGUGCCUUGGAGUUGUUGGUCGGCAUUUGGAGGAUAUUAUUGAGGAUUUAAGUGAAAUUGCUGUUAAUUUUCCUGCGGAUAUUAAGAUAUCGUUGGCUGCAAUUGCAAGGAGAAGAAAAUUACUGAAUGAUGAUGUCAUAAUCUCCUUAGCCGAUAGUUCUUGGGAAAUUCUUGACCUUUCUGGGUCAGAUGUUUCGGAUUUUGGCUUAGCGAAAGUAGCUGAGAUGUGCAAAUCUCUUCGUGCUGUGGAUAUAAGCCAAUGCAACAAAAUUACUGCCAACGGUGUAUCUGAACUUGUGCAGCACUGCCAUUCAUUGGAGACGUUGAGAUUAGGAGGAUCCCCUUCGAGUGAGGCUACAGCCCGAAGAUGCUUGGGCCUAUUGAAGCCAAAGCUGAAUGAUGUGGAGGGAGACUCUUGGGAGGAGCUUGAUACCAUGGAGAUUGGUCAUGGCGCACAAUCUUUGCGUUGGCUUGCGUGGCCAAAGAUUGAUGAAGACUCAUUAGAAAUGUUGUUGACUGAAUGCCCCCGGAUAAUAGUAAAUCCGAAGCCAUCACUAUUUGGUUUUAAAGGAACUGAAGUUCCCAAAGAAGCAUUGUCUGAUGUUGCUUUGGAUGAUCCCAUUGUGAAGGAAAUUGAUCCCAAAACAUGGUCUAUUUGUCAGUUUGCACCAAAGGCAACAUCUCAAGCUCUUUCAAGUCCCAGCGAGUUAUCCAUCGCAGAAAAAUUUAGACUCGCCUUCGAGGAAAGAGACACACGGUUAGCUCCAAAGCGUGCAAAGAAUGCAAGACAACAUCAGCGUCGCUUGGAGAGGGAGUGGAUGAUGACAAGUACAAGAGCCAAGGCAUUAGCUCUGGCCUCACAAGCAACCAAAUCACUACAUGGUCGAAGCUGAUGGUCAAAGAUAAUGUUAAUAACAAGCACUAGAAAUUUAGAACCUGUAAAAUACGUGAGUGAAACAGAGAAAGCAAGGGCUUGGUGAUAACUUGAUUUUGCAUUUUUGGCUAUAUCUAUCAUCAUCCUCCCCUCGAAGACAGAUGGAAACUUGGAGCGCACUUAGCCCAGUGAACGUUUUUGAUACCUUCAUACUAAAACAUCAGCUUCUAUGGACUUGUUUUCAUAAAUCAUGGGUUUGAUUGGUCAUUUUGAAUUCAAAUCGUAUGAAGUUCAAAACCAUGAGUUCGGAUUCGGAUUAAUUCAUAUUGAUUUUUAAGUUUAAUGAAAGAUGUAAU